Messenger RNA from Nicrophorus vespilloides, 1120 nucleotides. Its product is annotated as probable inactive tRNA-specific adenosine deaminase-like protein 3. NCBI's taxonomy places the organism in Eukaryota, Metazoa, Arthropoda, Insecta, Coleoptera, Silphidae. The transcript has 2 exons. Gene Ontology annotation, cellular component: cytoplasm; nucleus. The record is from RefSeq and is a predicted model, not a curated record. Gene Ontology annotation, molecular function: tRNA-specific adenosine-34 deaminase activity. Bases 88 to 1092 code for a protein of 334 amino acids.
AGUAGAGGCCUCUGUCGUUCCUGGAUACGAAGAGAUGUUGAGCGUCGCGAAUUAAGUGUCCUCGCGUGAAAGGAAAAAGGUAGUAAAAUGAGUGCAGCGAAGAGGCCCAAAUUGGAGGUCGCGAUGGAACCAGUUUUACCAGAGGAUUUAACAGAGGACGUCCCGUUAAUUGAGGCCUACACAGGGAUCAUAUUAGAUGCAAAAAGCAUAUCUCGGAUGGUCGUCGAUCUGAAUUCGACGAUUCCGAUCUCGGAGUUGGCGCACCUAAAACGGGUUCGAGCCAAGGAGAUUUUACUAUUCCCGACGACCUUUACAACUCCUGACAAAGUAAUUGAGGUUUUGAAGCGAAAAGGUUUUAACGUGGAAUGGAUCUCGGAUCAAAUCAAUGUGGUACAGGUGGCGGAGGUGCCACCGAAGACCAAGAAACAAUACGAUGUUGUGAAUAAGCUUUGGCCUUGCAAUUUCCAUAGUAACAAGUAUCUGGAGAAGCUCUGCACCAAUUCUCUAUUCAACGUUUCAGAACUGGAGGAUCACAAAAGAUUCAUGCGGAUGUGCAUAGAUGUAUCAAAGCACGGAAUCAAAGCUGGAGCAAUUGUGGUUGACCCUAAAACUAGGUCAGUUGUAGCAGUUGGCUUUGAUAAAACAUCUGAAAACCCAAACAAACAUGCAGUUAUGGUUGCUAUUGAUAACGUUGCUAGGACUCAAGAUGGCGGGGCAUGGGAGCCAAUUGAAGACGGGGACGGUGCCUCCCUGGCGGGUAUUCCGGGUAAUAUUUUGGACGAUUUGAACGCGAAUUACCCGGGGAACUCCUUCGGGGCGAGCUGCUAUAAAGGAAAAGAUGAAAUUGAAUCGCCCGACGAUGGGCCGUAUCUCUGCACGAAUUAUUACGUUUAUGUUACGCACGAGCCUUGUAUCAUGUGCGCAAUGGCUUUGAUCCACAGCAGGGCCAAAAGGGUCUUCUACGGUACCAGCGUCCCCGAGGGGGCGUUAGGCACAGCCUGCAAAAUUCACACAGUCAAGGAUCUCAAUCACCAUUACGAAGCCUUCAGAGGACUGUUAAAAGAGGAAUGCGAACGUCUGAAUGGGAGUUGAUAUUUCCUCCAUUUAAUUCCCGUUGGGG